UUUUAUAUUUACACAAUUAUUGUUGUUGUUUUCGGGUUACUGUUCUGCUUCGUCGUAUAUUUCACUGUUAGAUCUACGUCUAAAAUAUCAAGGUUGUUUUAAUAUUGAAUGAAAUGAUGUUUUUUAAAAAGAUAAGUUUGUGUAUAUUAUCUGUAGUGAUUUCCUAUGCUGCCCAAAGCAUUUGCAUUAGUAUUCCUGCUCAAAGUAAUACUGUAACAAAAGUAUUUACUGGAUCGCCAUCACAAAAAAUAUUUCAUUUCGAAGUAUCUUUGGCAGCACCUGUGGUAAAGAAUGACGUAUCAUGUUUCUUGCCAGUUACAAAAGAAUGGCAACAAGAUAUAUGCACCAAAUUAAAAUUUGAUUUUUCAAAUCCAUGCGUACAAGGAGAAAUAUGCAAGCCCUUGAAUAUUCCAUCUAAAACCAUUAACAUAAAAGGAGAUGGAAACUGUUUUUUUACUGCACUGUCACUGUGGAUAACUGGUUCAGACAAAUACAAACAUGCAUUGCGAAGUACUCUAGUUGGUUUUAUGAGAAAUUCUGAGAGAAUUUCUUUAAUGAUGGAUCCGAAACAGGAACUCAACGAAUAUUUAGAUACUAUGGCCAUUGAUGGCCAAUAUGCAAAUUUUUACGAACUAUAUGCUGCGGCUGAGAUGUUAAAGACAUCGAUUUACGUUUACUCUAGAGAAGAAUGGCAAUUUAUCAGUAAGGAUGGUGUAGGUGGUCAAGAGAUGGUUGACGGAUGUCUGUAUAUGCUACAUAUAAAUAAUAAUCACUUUGAGGUUGUAGUAGACGUGGAAGAUAAGUAAAUAUAUAAUUUGGCUACACUCAUACAAAUAAAUUAACUCUCAUACCUAAAAAACAUUUUAUUAUUAUUAAUACUAUU
This is a messenger RNA of Adelges cooleyi (spruce gall adelgid), 883 nucleotides long. RefSeq lists its product as uncharacterized. The coding region runs from base 114 to 806 and encodes 230 amino acids. The record is from RefSeq and is a predicted model, not a curated record. The transcript is spliced from 4 exons. Gene Ontology annotation, biological process: protein deubiquitination. Gene Ontology annotation, molecular function: cysteine-type deubiquitinase activity. Lineage: Eukaryota; Metazoa; Arthropoda; Insecta; Hemiptera; Adelgidae.